Messenger RNA from Pseudopipra pipra, 6498 nucleotides. RefSeq names its product TATA element modulatory factor 1 (gene TMF1). Lineage: Eukaryota; Metazoa; Chordata; Aves; Passeriformes; Pipridae. Gene Ontology annotation, cellular component: endoplasmic reticulum; Golgi apparatus. The transcript is spliced from 17 exons. The record is from RefSeq and is a predicted model, not a curated record. Bases 206 to 3523 code for a protein of 1105 amino acids.
CCUCCUCCCGGGCCGUGCCGGGGCCGGAGCGCGGCUGCGCCCGGGCCCGAGUGCGACGUGGAUCCGGCGGCGCCUGCGCGGGGCCGCCCUUCGCUUCCCUUCCCUUCGCUUCGCUUCCCUCAGCGCCGAGCCGAGCCCGCGGCCCCGCCGGGCAGCGCCGGAGGGCUCUGAGCUGUGGGCGGGGGUCCCCCCGGAGCCGCCGAGGAUGAGCUGGUUCAACGCCUCGCAGCUGUCCAGCUUCGCCAAGCAGGCGCUGUCGCAGGCGCAGAAGUCCAUCGACCGGGUGCUGGACAUCCAGGCCGAGGAGAGCCCCUGGCCCGACGCCGUCAUCCCUGACUACGGUGACGGAACAAAUUCCCUCAUAAGUGGAGGAUGGGAUACAUCUUCCUGGGGCUUGAGUUCGACUACAGAACCCCAGAAUCAGCCGGUGUCGCCCACAGCCAUCACCAAGCCGGUGAGGAGGACGGUAGUGGAUGAAUCCGAAAACUUCUUCAGUGCCUUUCUCUCCCCAACGGACGUUCAGAGUAUACAGAAAAACCCAGUGGUGUCCAAACCCCCAGCCAAAUCACAGCGACCCAAAGAGGAGGUGAAAAGCACUUUGAAGGAGUCUCAGCACCCCAAUCAGCCGGAAGUGCCGGUGACCACAGAGGCAGAAGUGAAGGAUUCCUCCGUAGCUGGCCUGGACUUAAAAAACCUCGAUAUUCCCAAGGAGAAAUCAGAAGAGAAUUCUGGGCUGAAAUCUGACACCAAGCAUGAAGCAAGCACAGAUGAAAUUACUGACAAAAAGGCAUCUGCUCUAAAUUUGGAAGAACCUGAGGAUGCUCCUAGUGAAAAAUCCAGUGUAGGAGGGGAAGGAGCAGUGGGUGCACCGGAGGGCACUUCACAGCCUCUUGGUGCAGGCACAAAAGACAUGGGUUUGGAAGGAAAGGAGAGAAAGACUGAGGACAGACAAAGCAAUACCCCAUCACCUCCCAUUAGCACUUUCUCCUCGGGCACUUCCACAACCAGUGAUAUUGAAGUGCUGGACCAUGAAAGUGUGAUAAGUGAGAGCUCUGUGAGUUCAAGACAAGAAGCUGCAGAUUCCAAAUCCAGCCUUCACCUCAUGCAGACGUCGUUCCAGCUUUUAUCCACCUCUGCCUGCGCGGAUUAUAAUCGUUUAGAUGACUUCCAAAAAAUGACAGAGAGCUGUGGCUCCUCUGAUGCUUUCGAAAGGAUUGACUCAUUCAGUGUCCAGUCCUUAGACAGCAGAAGUGUGAGUGAAAUAAACUCAGAUGAUGAGUUAUCGGGCAGGGCUUCUGCCUCAGCAUCUGCCGCUGUCAGUCCUGCUGGGCCAAAGACAGAAACGGUCGAUGCCCUGAAAAAUAAACCUGAGAUCUUGAGUGAUGCUCCUGUGUUACACGCUGAGGAAGCUGAGAUGGAAGAGAGUGGGAGAAGUGCAACCCCUGUUAAUUCUGAACAGCCAGAUGUUCUGGUUGCUGCUGUGCAAGCUCCCGAAGAACAGGUGGUGAAGGAGGAGGCCGAGCCGCAGCAGGAUGCUGUGGAGCAAGUGGUAGAAGAGGACACUGAAAAGCAAGAGUUUAAAAAGAUGAUUGAUUCAUUAACUGAGAAACUGGAGAAGAGGGAAAUACAGUUAUUAAGUGCUAGUAAAGAAAAGGCACGCCUGGAAGAAGCUUAUGAUAACCUAAAAGAUGAAAUGUUUCGAAUGAAAGAAGAGAGCAGUAGCCUUUCAUCUCUUAAAGAGGAGUUUGCUCAGCGAAUUGCAGAUGCUGAGAAGAAGCUCCAGCUAGCCUGCAAGGAGAGAGAUGCAGCUAAAAAGGAAGUAAAGACUGUUAAAGAAGAACUGGCUACUAGACUUAAUACCAACGAAACUGCUGAAUUACUGAAAGAAAAAGAAGAGCAAAUCAAAGGAUUAAUGGAGGAAGGAGAAAAGCUUUCCAAACAGCAGCUGCACAAUUCCAACAUUAUUAAGAAAUUAAGAGCCAAAGAGAAAGAGAGAGAAAAUAUUAACACAAAACAGAGCAAAAAGAUUAAGGAAUUGGAAGAGGAGUUGCAGCAUUUAAAACAGGUGCUUGAUGGCAAGGAGGACCUUGAGAAGCAGCAUCGAGACAGCAUUAAACAACUGAACAGUGUUGUGGAGCGACAAGAAAAGGAUCUUGCUAAACUUCAGGCAGAGGUGGAAGACCUUGAAGAAAGGAACAGAAGUGUCCAGGCAGCACUUGACAGUGCAUACAAGGAACUUGCAGAUCUUCAUAAAGCUAAUGCUACAAAGGACAGUGAGGCUCAGGAAGCAGCCUUAAGUAGGGAAAUGAAGGCAAAGGAAGAGCUUGGGUUAGCUCUGGAAAAGGCCCAGGAGGAGGCUCGGCAGCAACAAGAAGCUUUGGCAAUUCAGGUGGCAGACCUGAGGCUGGCACUGCAACGUGCAGAGCAGCAGGCAGCAAGAAAGGAAGAUUAUUUACGCCAGGAAAUUGGUGAACUACAACAGAGACUCCAAGAAGCAGAGAACAGGAACCAAGAACUGAGCCAAAGUGUCACAUCCGCUACACGGCCCCUGCUCCGGCAGAUAGAAAAUCUUCAGGCCACACUGGGAGCACAGACCUCUGCAUGGGAAAAACUGGAAAAGAACCUUUCUGACAGACUGGGUGAGUCUCAAACUCUUCUAGCAGCAGCUGCUGAGAGAGAACGGGCUGCUACAGAAGAACUUCUUGCUAAUAAAAUUCAGAUGUCUUCUUCUGAAUCUCAGAAUAGUCUUUUAAGGCAAGAAAAUACACGCCUUCAGGCUCAGCUGGAAGUGGAGAGAACCAAAUUGAAGAAAAUGGAAAACGAAAACAGUAGGUAUGAGGUUGAACUAGAAGGGCUCAAAGAUGAGUAUGCAAAAACCUUGGAAGAUGCAAAGAAAGAAAAGACACUGCUGGCUACUCAGUUAGAAAUGGAGAGGAUGAAAGUGGAACAGGAAAGAAAGAAGGCAAUUCUCGUGCAGGAAGCAGCAAAGGAGAAGGAUCGGAAGUCAUUUACAGUUGAAACUGUUUCAAGUACUCCAUCAAUGUCACGCUCUAGUUCCAUAAGUGGGGUGGAAAUGGCAGGUCUUCAAACCUCUUUCCUCUCACAGGAUGAUCCUCAUGAUCACUCGUUUGGACCAAUAGCUACUAGUGGGAGCAACCUCUAUGAUGCCAUAAGGAUGGGAGCAGGUUCAAGUAUAAUUGAAAACCUUCAGUCACAGCUAAAACUAAGAGAAGGAGAGAUUUCACAUCUACAGCUGGAAAUUGGAAACCUUGAGAAAACUCGAUCAAUAAUGGCAGAAGAACUGGUUAAAUUAACAAAUCAAAAUGAUGAACUGGAAGAAAAAGUGAAGGAAAUACCAAAAUUACGCACACAGUUAAAGGAUUUGGAUCAAAGAUACAACACAAUUCUCCAGAUGUAUGGAGAGAAGGCAGAGGAAGCUGAGGAACUCCGACUGGAUCUGGAAGAUGUGAAAAACAUGUACAAGACUCAGAUAGAUGAACUUUUAAGACAAAGACAAAAUUAAUUCCUGCUGGAACUCUUAACAUUAUAUGUUAACAGACUGUAAAGAUAACUGUUUAUGUAAAUGCUGAAUUUAAAUGUCUUGUAAAAAAUAACUGUAUCAUAGAAAAUGUGACUAUAUCAUAGAGUUCCUAUGUUGACAGAAAAAUCAAUGCUUUAAGUGUCCCAUUCUGUCUGCAGUUAAGUUAUUUGUGCAAUAUUUAAUUUUUUUUUUCAGUCAUCCCUUUAUUUAAGUCUUUGCUAAAUGGUGGGUCAUUUUACUUGUAAACAGUAGCAGAAAUGAUGGUUGUUACCUCAUGAGACAGCACUGGAAGGCAUGAGUUGUACUAAAACAGCCCUUGAUUCAUAAUUCCUGUAAACCUAUGAAAAUCACAUUAGAAGUCUUUCCUAAGUGUUCUUCAUAUGAGUUUUUCUAAAACCUCAUCAGUUAAUUUUUAAUAACAAAAUAGCAGUGACUUGCUGUCUGAAGCAUAAUUGGUGGAUAUUUUUAUGACAGCAGAAUCUUACAUUUGUACUUGCAACAUCUGAACAUGUUAGGGUGAUUACUCUUAAAUCAGAUUAGUCUGACUAUUUUACACUAAGUCCUCUAAAGCAGAGUGUGAGACUCAGAUGACACUUUAAAUUACAGCUUCAUCUUGUAUAUUGCUCAUGUUCUUAUGAACAGUGUAGAGACAACAGCUCUGCUUGUAAUUGUAAAUGUGUCUAAUUUUAACACCAGAAAUCUGAGCUACUAAAUAUUUAUCCUAGAUUUAGUUGCUGAUUUUAUAACAGUAGCUAAAACAGUUCAGAAGAAUGCAGAAAACUCGUUCUUUUUUAAAAAUAAGUUGCUGCAGCUCUCAUGGUCCCUUGUAUACAAGUAGCAGGGUUUAGACUUUCUGUAAAAUUGUACUGUGACUUAAUAUACUUUUCAAGCAAGUCUCCAGUGGCUUCAAAGUAUUUCUCAUGCCAUUCCUUAAGCAAGGUAUUGGUCAAACAGUAUCCAUGUGACUUGGAGUUGAGCUGCAUUUUUGGUAAUGUCAGAGGAAACGUUUGAAUUGGACCCUUGGGAAUGCUGAGAAUCGCGGGAAGGAGUUUUCGCCUUCCUCUCUGCAUUCCAGAGGCCAAAUAUUUUGCUGCAUUUCGGAACCUACUCGUGUGAAAUAUUCGGCAGUCGAAAUUCUUUGCUUAUCAUACCAGUGCCUCUGUUGGGAAAGGGUUUUUUUUUCCCAGAUCUGUACACGUUGUAAUUUGGGAACUCUCUUCCUGCUUGGGUAUUCGGCGGCCUGAGAGAGAUAAAGGAUGUAAGGGAUGAGAAAUUGCUUCUGGAGAAAAGUCUCUCGGUAACAUGGUUUUACUAUUGGUGUUAAGGAUUUAUUCCUCACUGGGAGAACAGUUAAUUCACUGAAGGUACACAGGCAAGGGUAUGUUCCUGUAAAAUCCUAGUCCAAUUUGAGAUUCAGGCAGUUACUCUGAACAUUUCAAUAAUGCCAUAGAGCAAAAACACUAAAAUUUGUUAUAACUCCCCAUCUGUCAUAGAAACUUUAACUGCUUUAAUAUUAAAUACUUUUUUCUUUUCCUUUUUUUUUUUUUUUUAAUGGGGAGGUGGGAGGGAACUAUCCUCUUACUGUUUUCAUUUCAGAUUUGGAAACCAUGGUGAUUUCAUCUUUUUCCUGAAAACCUCAGAAUUUAACACUUUUCCUUCAUAUUGAAGCGCAGUUGGUUGCUCUGAGUUUCAAAAAAGCCCCAAACCAACCAACCCCAAACAAAAAACCACUCCUUAUAAAAGCACUUUCUGGAGCUUUACUGAUUUGUUGUGUAUUAGAAUUAUGAUGUGCAAAGGUUAGUUCAGCCUUCUCUUAAGAAAACAACUCUUAUGAUGGUCAAAGAUUAGAAAUUCUGUUCAGCUUUUAUCUACUACAGGAAAUCAAUAAAUUGCUUGUUUUCAGCACUUUUUUACAAUCUUGGUAGACAAAUGCAGUACUCUAAAAACAAAAAAAAUCCUCCUUUGAACUUUUAUUGGGAUCUGUUGCUGCCAGUGCUUUUGAAGGUAACAUUUCCUGUGUAAUUUGUGAGUAGAUGCUCCUGAAGGGCUGACACAGGCAGUUCUGAGAAUAUCUUGGGCUAUCUUGGGUUUUCAGGAAGAGCUUUGUAAAUGGGAAAUUUUAAUAUGCAGUCAGCAUUAACUGUUUUCAAUGUAAAAACAUUUGACAGGUAUUAAAUUUUUAAAUUUUACAAAAGUAGAUGUAAAUAUUUUUAUUGACUAUUUUUGGAUUCUUUAUUCCCAUUUAGUGCAACCUUUACUAUCCCCUGAGAAUCAGAUGGCCUUCUGUGUCUUAAUCAUCAAAGCCUUAGAAAACAAGGUGGCUGUUGGAAGGUAACAUAGACUUUAAAGUAUUCUGGUUUGGUCAUCUUUGGCAUAAUUCUUGUAUGCUUGUUUUGAAGAAACAUUAAUGUCUGCGUGGACACAUUUUGUUCAUUGCUCUUAUUGAGUUUGCCUAGAAGAGUAACAUGCAAAAUUAAAGGUCUUAGGUCAGAAUUCUAAUAUCCACGUCUGUUCAAAUUUAUUAUUUUAGGACAUUCCUUCUGAAUGCAACUAAUUUAGAUCUCAUUUUUCAGUGCAUAUGCAAGUAUGAAGAAAUGCUAUUUAAAGGUUUACUCGAAGUACAGUGUUCAGAGGGGGCUGAAUUCCCAGCCUAGGUAAUGGAAAGGCCUGUGUGGAUGUGGGUGGGUGUGGAUGAGGAAUAUACUCCUCAGUACUUGCUUCCUUUAAGAACACAUGUUCGGAAUCCCAUGAGAGAAGGGUUAGUUCUACUUAUUUUUCUUUCCCUAAAAGUUUGUUUUAAUUUACAUGCUUAUGUUUUACUAAGGGCUAUAAUGAUCCUGAGUACGAGGCGAAAUGGUUAUUGCACGGUAAAAUUAAACCCCUUGGUUUCUAGUUGUAAAAUGUGUAUAAGUGUGUAAAAAGCACGGGUCAGGGUAAAAUAAAAUUUUGUGCUAAGA